Molecule: messenger RNA, 2745 nt
Organism: Dendronephthya gigantea
Lineage: Eukaryota; Metazoa; Cnidaria; Anthozoa; Malacalcyonacea; Nephtheidae
Exons: 8
Coding region: 95-2164 (689 amino acids)
Biological process (GO): protein linear deubiquitination
Cellular component (GO): cytoplasm
Molecular function (GO): cysteine-type deubiquitinase activity
Source: RefSeq, a predicted model, not a curated record
AAAAUGGCGUUGUUUUGUUGUCGUUUUAUUGAAUUCUCGCAUAAAGAAUGAGCAUUUCCACGAAAAUUUUGGCGACCUGCAUUUCUUUUUGGCCAUGAAAAAAUCUGGUUUAAAAAAUCCAAACAAGCCAGACAAGUUUAAUGCGACAGACAUUAGCCUCGUUAUAAUCCUGGCAUUUUGCUCGUUAGUGAUUUUAUUUAUUGGGUAUCAUUGUUGUCAACGAAAGCGGUCUAAGGGAAAAAAUAAAGCAGCGAAACGAAGGAUUCGAAAUAAGGGAGAUCACCAAGAAAAUGGUGAUUUGUUAGGUGGUUCAUUUCAAGCAUCGGACGACAGUUUAGACAAGGAGAGUCAAAACUCGAACGCAAGUGGUCAAGAACCCCACAGGGACGAAGAGAUAGAAAAUCAAGGCCCGGACAACUAUCCCACCAGACCAUCUUUUCUCAGUCGAAUAAUGAUGCAUCGUAGUUUACCAACAAGUUCAUUCAUAAGUCGUGAUAAGGACCGCACAAGCGGCUCCAAAUCGCUUGAUCAUGCAAGCCUUUCUAAAGUGGAUCCAAAGAAACAAGAUUCAAGAGUUUCAAAACAAACCCGAAGUAAGUGCAAAACAAGCGACGCGAACAACAAGAAAUCAGCGCAUAGCGAAGAAAAGGAGGAAAAGUUCCGUUCCUCAAAGUGGUACGUCCCCAAACUGAUUAUGAAUCGAAAAGAAAGUGGCCGCAAAAGCGAUGGCAAAUCAGGAAACACGACAAAUGAAAAAGGAAAAGGUAAAAAAAACGGGAAGCAAUCGGCCGAGAAGAUCAACAAUGAAGGAAACACCGGUUCCAGAGAUACGAAACAAGUUGAGCAAUCCUUUGGCGAGAUUCCUUCACUUGAUCAUGUCACUGUGAAUGAGGACAGAACGGGGGUGAUAUAUAAAAAAAAUUAUUCCAAAACCGAGGCAGAAGAUGAAAUUCGGAUGGAAACUAAAGUUGGCAACGUAGAACAGGCGGUGGCCGAUGCGAUGAUCGAAGAUGCGAUGAUCGAAGAUGCGAUGAUCGAAGAUGCAAUGAUCGAAGAUGCGAUGAUCGAAGAUGCGAUGAUCGAAGAUGCGAUGAUCGAAGAUACUUCUUUGAACGUUGCAACAAAGCAUAAAAAUGGGAAAACGGACGAAAAUAUUUAUGAAAAUGUACCGAAAGAUUCGAUGCAUGAAAUAGAACCAAAAAUAGAGAAAACAAGCGUGGAUUCUUAUCAAAAUCCACCUUCUCCCAAAGAUGACAUAAGAGGUGACCUGUUUGCGAUGGACGAUGACACCAUGGAUGACACUCUGGAUAAUUUGCCGCGUGAAAAACCAUCACUAGGGCUGCCUCGUCAUCGUCUAGAGAGUAUUGGCGAGGUUUAUAAUGUCGUGCAAUACGCGAGAAACGAGUGGAAGAGCGAGACAGACAAAGCCAUAGCUAUAAGAGAAGGGUAUUUUCAGAUUCCACAGUUGUUAGGUUUGAACAACCUUCGCGUGAUCCGUGGCGACAAUUAUUGCGCAAUACGAGCUGCAUUAUUUCAAGCUCUUGCGAAGAAAAUUCCUAUCCUGUCAAAACUGGGACGAAUUCAAGAGCUUCCACAAGAGUUGGCGAAAGACGGUUUUGGUUGGAUUGAUCGAUGGAAUUUUGCCUCGAGGCUUCCAGUUAGGAGAGAUCAAGUUCGCGAUGAAUUAAAAGCCUGUUUGACUGAACUGUAUGACUUGGUUCAGUUGAACGCCCAAAUGGAAAACGAGGAAGGAAGAGUCGCUCAUCUUUUGGCCAAUUUUAACUACAAACCAGUCGAGUUCGAAGUUCGAAUUCUCGAAGCAGUGAAAUUUUUGAUGCUGGACACUGCGAUAAAACUGCACACCCGGAGCAAGGCUGACGAAGAUGUUCCUCUCUUUGCGAUUAUUAUGUUUGCAAGGGAUACGUCAAUGAAUCCUCGGGAUUUUAUGGCCAAGCAUUUGAAUGCUGUUGGCAAUACCGGAGGUUUGGAGCAGGUUGAGAUGCAUCUACUUGGCUACACGCUGGGAGUCACGAUAAAGGUGGUCAGACCUUCGCACUACGGUCAGUCCGACUUCAUAGCGUCGUAUCCCGAAGAUAUGCCGGACCGUACGCCAGUGGUUACCAUGGUAGCAGAGGACGAUCGCCAUUAUAAUAUUUUAAGCUGAGAGUUAUUGCGAGCAUAGAUUUGCGUGCCUGUGGCCGAUAAUAUGAAUUUCAAGACUUAGGACAAGUAUCCGUGCAAAAUAUUCAAAGCCGAAUAUAUUAAAAUAUAUCAUACAACACUUUCUCAUCGUAAGCAUUUAAAAAUAAAUUGGUAUCCUAUUCGAUACAAACUCUAUUGAAGAUGAAAACUCGGUUACUAUUCUUAUUAGUAGUUAUUGAAUAUUGUAGUAUAUUUGUGACCGAAUACUUGUUGUAAUAGAAAGUGAGUAUUUUUUCAGUAUAAUGAACAUACAGUCACCGUGAGGAACGCUCAUGUCCGCCCUUUUACGUUUUAUGUCCCCAUGCAUAACUCAUUAUUCGUCAUUGUCCACUAUUAUCCAGGACAGUCACUGGUCAUGUUAAACAACUAAAUCCUGGCUUCUCAACCAUAAUUCUGCCUAGUUGUAUUGCAUAUUGCAAAAAGUCGCAUUGUAAGGCCGAGUUAUCCUUCUGCACAUUUCUGUUACUGUGUGUUCGUUGUAUGUUUACUGUAUAUGUCUUUAAAGGAAAACAACGACAGCUUUCCAAAAAGUAAUAUAACAAU